Molecule: messenger RNA, 1185 nt
Organism: Cordyceps militaris CM01
Lineage: Eukaryota; Fungi; Ascomycota; Sordariomycetes; Hypocreales; Cordycipitaceae
Product: DNA-repair protein rad2
Exons: 3
Coding region: 1-1185 (394 amino acids)
Cellular component (GO): nucleus; cytoplasm
Molecular function (GO): DNA binding; 5'-3' exonuclease activity; 5'-flap endonuclease activity
Source: RefSeq, a predicted model, not a curated record
AUGGGUAUCAAACAGCUUUUCUCCAUCAUCAAGGAGGAAGCUCCCGAGGCUAUCAAGGAAGGCGAGAUUAAGCAGCAUUUCGGCCGCAAAGUCGCCAUUGAUGCGUCGAUGAGCAUCUACAGCUUCCUCAUCGCAGUACGCUCCGACGGCCAGCAGCUCACGAACGACACGGGCGAGACGACAUCGCACUUGAUGGGCAUGUUUUACCGGACGCUACGCAUGGUGGACAAUGGCAUCAAGCCGCUCUACGUGUUUGACGGGGCGCCGCCCAAGCUCAAGUCGGGCGAGCUGGCCAAGCGCUUCCAGCGCAAGCAGACGGCGCUGGAGGGGCUUGAGGAGGCCAAGGAGACGGGCACGGCCGAGGAUGUUGAGAAGUUUUCACGCCGCACGGUCCGAGUUACGCGCGAGCACAAUGCCGAGUGCCAGCGGCUGCUCGCGCUGAUGGGCAUACCGUUCAUCGUGGCGCCGACCGAGGCCGAGGCGCAAUGCGCGGUGCUUGCCAAGGCCGGCAAGGUGUUUGCGGCGGCUAGCGAGGACAUGGACACGCUGUGCUUUGACUCGCCGAUUCUGCUGCGGCACCUGACGUUUAGCGAGCAGCGCAAGGAGCCGAUCCAGGAGAUUCAUCUGGACAAGGUUCUUGAGGGCCUGAACAUGGAGCGGAAGCAGUUCGUCGAUCUCUGUAUCCUCCUCGGCUGCGAUUACCUCGACCCAAUCCCCAAAGUCGGCCCCACGACCGCUCUUAAACUCAUACGCGAAUACGGCACCCUCGAGAAGGUGGUCGAGGCCAUGCAGAAUGACUCGAAGAAGAAGUACAUCAUCCCCGAGGACUGGCCGUACGAGGACGCGCGCGAUCUCUUCUUCUCGCCCGACGUGCGGCCGGCCGACGACCCGCUGUGCGAUGUCAAGUGGGACAAGCCCGACAUGGACGGGCUGGUGAAGUUCCUGGUGGGCGAAAAGGGCUUCUCCGAGGACCGGGUGCGCAGCGGCGGGGCGCGCCUAGAGAAGAACCUCAAGAGCUCGCAGCAGGCGCGCCUAGAGGGCUUCUUCAAGGUGGUGCCCAAGACGGAGGCGGAAAAGGCGGCGCACAAGCGCAAGCUGGACGAGAAGAAUGAGGAGAAGAAGAAGAAGCUCAAGCAGGAGAAGAAGGACAAGGCGGCCUCCAAGGGCAAGCCAAGAGGAGCGUGA